UCUAAAAUUUUCAAAUCUCUCAAAGUUUCAAAAGAUGGUACUCUUCCAGUAUUCGAGUUUAGCGAUGUUUUCAAUUAUAUUACAGGUGAACCAAUUUUAUACCAAAAAAAUAUUCAAGAUUUAUUUAAAGUCAAUUUGUUAGAUUUCGAUAUUCCG
Dictyostelium purpureum is the source of this 156-nucleotide messenger RNA. RefSeq lists its product as uncharacterized. The transcript has a single exon. The record is from RefSeq and is a predicted model, not a curated record. Lineage: Eukaryota; Evosea; Eumycetozoa; Dictyosteliales; Dictyosteliaceae. The annotation marks the transcript as partial.